AUGUCUGGAACGAAUAACCACGAAAAUCCACUUGGAACUAGUACCUCAUCCAAUGGUUCGCAAAGGACACAAGAUUCGGUUGCAAGGGCGAGUACUUCUUCAACAAGUAUUGCAGGCGUCAGGCUUCCAUCGACCGCGGAUUUAUUUAAGCCGACUUCCUAUUCUGGUUUACGGCCUGCCCCUCGUUCCAUCUCGUCACUGAAAUCUACACUCCCUGUUCCAUCUGAGCCCGAAUCCCCCGUAUCCGACCGACAAGCUGCUGUCGUUUCCAAGUUACUCGACACGGCCAAACGACUAAGAGGAGAACGGGAUUCCGAAUCCCGGAGAGCCGAUUUUGCAGAGGCUGAGCUCGCAGCUGAACGAGCGUCAAAAUCUCAGGCCUCGGCCAAUCUUCACGCAAGCGUAGAGGCCGAAGCCAAGAUUGCCGAAUUGACCGAAAGCCUUGCCGCCGCCCGGUCCACUAUUGCCACCUUUGGGCGCCAGUCUUCACCUCAACCUGGUACCCCGAGUAGAAGCACCAUUAUCCCUGCUCUUCGAGCGCAAAUAACCGAGCUCACCUCCCGCAUUGAACGACGAACAGAGCAGAUUGGAAUACACCAACACGAAAUUAAGCGGCUCGAGGCUCACCUUGGUUUAACUCAAGAUACGGUCCAGGAAUUACAGGAUGACUUAGACCAGGCAGGGGUGCGAGAGCAGGCGUUACUGGAAGAUGCAACUUUGGCUAGGGAGGAGAGAGACGCGGCUCGGCAGGCACUGGCAGAGGGACAGUUCGCUGAGUCCGAACAGGCAGAUGAACAGACGGUAGCGCUCGUGCAUAGCAUAUUCGACGCUAUCGGCCAUGCCAGGACCAACAAAUGCACCGCCGAGGCGUAUAAAGACAAGCUCGAAGCUCAGAUCGGACAAACCAGGGCUCUCCAGAUCCAGGUGGAACAAAGAGUGGCCGAGGUCGAUCUUCUCAUGGCCCAAGUCGACGGCGUUAAUGCCCGGAUGUCUGCCCUGCGCCAAGAACUCCAAACUGAACAAUUAAGAUUCGCGGAAGAAAAGUCUCGCGCUGACAAGGCUGAAGAACGUGCUGAAGAGGCCAAACAACUCGCCGAGGCGGCCAAAUCGACAUCGGAUGAAGAUAGAACUUGGGCGGCUGAUUAUCAAAAGAAGCUGGAAGAUACACAAUGCGAACUUGCUGAAUCCAAACAACGCUUCGCCGAAUUAGAGGACAAAUUGGCCGACUUUGAAUCGGCAAGGGAGGAGCUCGAGGCGUGCGAAGCCGUUCUCGUCGGAUUACGAGAGGAACUCGAAACUGAAAAGGCCAAUAGUGCGAAUGCUGUAGCCGAGGUCCAGGCGUCCCUGGAUCUUCAACGGGUCGAACUUACUAUCAAGGCUAACGAGUUGGAUGCACUCAAAGAUGAAUUUGUUGCAACCACUGCGGAAUUAGAUUCUCGAACAACUCAACUCGCUUCAAAAACCGCGGAACUUGAUGCUCUGCGUAUGGAGCUAGAGACCAAGACAACCGAACUUCAAUACAAGGAUGUCCAAUACAGUCAACUCAAGAAUGACCACGCAGCACUUCAAAGCUGCCUCCAGGCGCUUCAAUCUAGUUUCGAUACGAAACAAACAGACUACAUGGCUCUCAAUUCGAAAAACCAGACGCUAGAAGGCGAGUUCGAAUCAUUACAAAGCGGCUACGAUGCCAAGCAAGUCGAGUUUCUUUCUCUUCAAUCUGGAUUCACUGCGCUCCAAUCCGAAAUGGAAGCCAAAGAGGCCGAAGUACAACGUCUCAACGCGGCUCUCGAAUCGGGCGCCAAUGGUGCGAAGCUCGAAUUGAAGGCUGCUCAAGGUGAACUACAGGCUGCGCAGGGUGCUUUAGCUCAAUUGCAACAAGAGCUUGAAUCGGUCCGAAGUGAGCUUGUCAAGUCGACGGAGAUUGCGGACGUGGCUGGGGUAGAAAAGAGCGUCAUGGCGGGAGAAUUGCGCACGGCCAGGGAGCAACUAGGAGAACUGAGAGAACGGAUAGGGCAGCUUGAAGGACUGACCCAGAGCGGAGAGGAGGUCAAGAGGGAAUUGGCUACUGCCAAGGAGCAGCUCGAAAACGCUAUGGCCGGACGUGCCAAUCUCGAACAGCAACUCGCCGCGGCCCAACAGCAGCACGAAACCUUCCAACGUCAGAGCGAAGAGAUGAGACAGGCCCUUGGAGCGGCUCAAGCCCGAGUCAUGACUAUGCAAGACCAAUUGGACGAUGUGGAGAUGCGUGCGCCCGCGAGCGAAAUAGACGAGCUCCGAGCUAAGGUUGGCUCUAUGACAGAACAGCUUGCCGAGAUGGAGAGUCUGCGGGCACAGGUAGCUGAAGUGGACGACCUCCGGAUUCAAGUAGCUGAGCUAGAGGAUACUCGGGCCCAAGUCACGGAGCUAGAGCGGCUUUUGGCCGAGGCUCAAGCUGGUGCUCAGGAUGCACAGGAGGUGGUGUCGCUUCGCUCCAAAGUUGACGAGCUUGACAAGUUACGACAGCGUGCGGAAGACGAGCUUCGCAGUCGCGUAGAGGGUAUGAACCAUCUCGAAGCUCAUGUAGGAGCAUUGGAAGAGGAGUUACGUGGGGUGGAAUCUCUUCGAGAAGAAAUACGGGCGUUACAGCAAAUGUCUACCGAACAGCAACAGCUCAUUUCCGAGCUCCAAAGUCGUCCGGCUUCGGGCAAUACUGCUACUUCGUCGGACGCCCUGGAACGACUACAAGAACAGUAUGACAUGGUCUUGCAAGAUGCUAAACGUAUGACCGCCGAGGUCGAGGGAUAUGACGAUAAGCUUCUCGAGGUCCUUAAGAGGGAGAAGAAGCUCGAGCUCAAGGUUGGGAACCUCACUCGUAAAUUGCGCGCCACCCAAGCCAAAUUGGAUGCAGCCAAAGUCACUCAGGAUGCACCACCCACUGCAAGUACCUCUGCCCCCACAACAUCCGCACCCAACCCCAUUGCCCCCCAACGAACAAAUUCUACUGCUUCGAGCACCACGGGGACCAGCUCCCUUUUCACCCAAUCCGCUUCGUCGGCGGGGACCUCGAUUUUCUCGUCUUCGGGCAGCACCGCUAAAUUACCUUUAUCGAGCACAACCGCUUCGAAAUUCUCAAAGUCCAUGCCAAGCAGCAGAGUUCCCCAGUCACCCUCCCGAUCUCCGACCCGACCCACUGUGCCCGACUUUGGCCCUAAAAUCGCAGGUAAUAUUAACUCGACCACGACCACCGCGUCAGCCACCAGCACUGGUGCCGGCAAUGGGCGAGCCGCUCUACGACCACUACCGAUAUUCAGUUCUCAACCAGCACCUGCCUCUUUGGCACCCGCGCCAGAUAAAGAACCAUCGAAAAGUGCACAAGCCAACGAAGCCGCUUCGCGCAAACGCCCCAUUCCGGACGAAUUUUCGACUGCUACGCCUGGGACACACGCCGAGGUUGCGAUGACCACUCCUCGCACGCAUUUACGAUUUAAAACGCUCUCUGGCACGGGGGCAGCCGCCAACCGAAAAGGACUGACACCUUCGCGGAAGGCGUAG
Messenger RNA from Rhizoctonia solani, 3531 nucleotides. Its product is annotated as kinesin family protein. NCBI's taxonomy places the organism in Eukaryota, Fungi, Basidiomycota, Agaricomycetes, Cantharellales, Ceratobasidiaceae. The transcript has 6 exons. The record is from RefSeq and is a predicted model, not a curated record. Bases 1 to 3531 code for a protein of 1176 amino acids.